GUAUCAACAAAAACCAUGAAGUUUGAAGAUCUAAUUACGGAAAUCAAUGGCUUCGGCAGGUUUCAGAAGAUGAUUCUUUGCAUCAGUUUUGUAGGACGAUUCACUUUACCAUGUCACUUUCUAUUAAGCAACUUUAUCGCCGCCAUCCCAUCUCACCACUGUGAUAUCAGUUCUCUGGAUGCCGAGGGAAUCUUUGGGAAUCUGAGUCGGGAGCAGAAACUGACUGUCAGUAUUCCAGCACAAGAUGAUGGGACUCCUGCUUCUUGUCACAUGUUCUCUUAUCCUCAGUUUCAUCUGUUGACAAACUCCUCCAGCAGCUCAGAACUUCCAGUAGUCCAGUGCCAGAAUGGAUGGGAGUAUGACAACAGCACGUUCAUCAGCACUCUCGCCACACAGUGGGAUCUGGUAUGUGAUAAAAAAGGUCUGAAUAAAGCUGUGACCACCAUCUUCUUUGUCGGAGUGAUGUUUGGAGCAGCUUUUUUUGGAGGCACGAGUGACAGAUUUGGCCGUAAGCCGAUGCUGCUCGUAUCCUAUAUAUCAGGAAUGGCUUUUACAUUGGCCAGCAUCUUUUCUACCUCCUUCAUCAUGUUUGCAGUGCUGAGAUUCUUUAGUGGAUUCACCAUCACCGGCAUCGUUAUCGUCUCAGUCGUACUCAAUGUGGAGUGGGUGGACAUUCAGCACAGAAGGCUUGUAUGUAUAACUGGCAGUAUGGCAUGGGCUGUUGGGAGCACCUCGUUGUCUCUUUUUGCGUUCUGUAUCAGAGACUGGAGAUGGCUGACAGUGGCUGUCACAUCACCUUUACUGCUAUCCACAGUCCUCUGGUGGUGGGUUCCAGAGUCGGCUCGGUGGCUGAUAGCCAAUGGGAGGGCGGAAAAAGCUCAUUAUUAUCUUCACAAAUGUGCUGUCAUGAAUCGCAAGGAGGAAGUCAUUUCAAGAAUCAAACCUGAGGCUCUCUCCAUCAUAGCUUCAGAUGAGGGAAAGAAAAAUUAUUCAUAUCUGGACCUAGUCAGAACCCCUAAGUUGAGAAGAUUGGCUCUACUCACAGGAACCAUAUGGUUUUGUGUUGCCACUAUGACCUAUGGUAUCAGCCUCAACAUCACAGGCUUUGGACUAAAUAUGUACCUCACUCAGUUUGUGUAUGGAGCCAUUGAGGUUCCAUCUAAACUGAUAGUAUAUUACUUGCUGGAGAAGAUUGGCAGACGUAAAACUGAAGCAGGAGCUCAGCUGUUGGCUGGAAUCAGCCUCAUGAUUAACAUAUUCAUACCCAAAGAUCAGUGGGUUGGUCGUACUGUGGUGGCAGUACUGGGUAAAGGUUUCGCAGUUGCAGCUUUUUGUACAAUUGUAUUAUACAGCUCGGAGCUUUACCCAACCGUCCUCAGGCAAAAUGGGAUGGGAUAUAACUCGUUCCUGGGCCGUCUGGGAGUGUGUUUGGCUCCUCUAGUCCUGCUAUUAGACAGUUUUUGGGGCCACUUCUCUCAGACCAUCCUGUGUUCUGUGGCACUCAUUGCUUCGGUGGUGGCCUGGCAGUUACCUGAGACACGAGACAGGUGUCUGCCUGAGACUAUAGAGGAUGUCGAGGGUACCGGGAAAAAUCUCAUUUAUCAUGACAAGCAGGAGGAUGAGGAGAAAAUGACAACAACUGAAACCAAUGAGGACCACUGA
This is a messenger RNA of Sinocyclocheilus anshuiensis, 1662 nucleotides long. It is a transcript of the gene slc22a7b.3, whose product is annotated as solute carrier family 22 member 7b, tandem duplicate 3. Gene Ontology annotation, cellular component: membrane. Lineage: Eukaryota; Metazoa; Chordata; Actinopteri; Cypriniformes; Cyprinidae. Bases 16 to 1662 code for a protein of 548 amino acids. The record is from RefSeq and is a predicted model, not a curated record. The transcript is spliced from 10 exons. Gene Ontology annotation, molecular function: transmembrane transporter activity. Gene Ontology annotation, biological process: transmembrane transport.